This is a messenger RNA of Blastomyces dermatitidis ER-3, 665 nucleotides long. RefSeq lists its product as uncharacterized. Bases 221 to 403 code for a protein of 60 amino acids. NCBI's taxonomy places the organism in Eukaryota, Fungi, Ascomycota, Eurotiomycetes, Onygenales, Ajellomycetaceae. The transcript is spliced from 2 exons. The record is from RefSeq and is a predicted model, not a curated record.
UGUGCUAUUGUGGCGGACAUAUUACUUGCGAAAACAGAAUUUUCCCAGCCCCCCUGAAAAUUAGUAGCAAAACACCACCAAAAAAUCAAAAUAUCCGCAUUUCUCUAGAAUCAUUCAAUAUCAUCCAAUACACGUCUUUUUCAAUCAAAUAUCAUCCAAAUACGCGUCUUUCUUACCUUUAUCAUCAAAUCCACAUAUAUCAAUCAACCCUUUUUUCAAUAUGCCUCGCAACGCCCGCUGUCCUGCUGCUUUGCAAGCCUGUACAAAGACUCCUAUCCUGCGCCUCAGUCUCCCCAAACUACCUGUUCCAGAAGUUCUGGAUAAUGGAGAGGAUCCGGUCAAUGAUGAGAUAGAGGAGCAGAUGGAUGAGAAGGAUAUAGAGACUCAGUCUGAGGAUUCUUGAUAUCCGCGAAUCCCUACACCUGAGUCUGACAUCUCAUACAGAUUGUAUGAACGGGUGAUUAUCAAUGAGAUAAAGAAUAAGAGAGAUGACAAAAUGAUUAAUGAGUAGAAAGAAGAAGAAGAAUCAGAAGAAUGAAUCUAUAAUUUCUACAAUCAAUUCUUCUAUACAGAUCUCUCAAAUAUCUGCUGUUGAAUCUUCCAUCAAAUCCACCGUUGAAUCUUUCAUCGAAUACACUGUUGAAAUCUUCCAUCGAAUCCGCCGU